This is a messenger RNA of Ahaetulla prasina, 6096 nucleotides long. RefSeq names its product RLF zinc finger (gene RLF). Lineage: Eukaryota; Metazoa; Chordata; Lepidosauria; Squamata; Colubridae. Gene Ontology annotation, molecular function: DNA binding; DNA-binding transcription factor activity, RNA polymerase II-specific. The record is from RefSeq and is a predicted model, not a curated record. Gene Ontology annotation, cellular component: nucleus. The transcript has 8 exons. The coding region runs from base 2 to 5758 and encodes 1918 amino acids. Gene Ontology annotation, biological process: regulation of transcription by RNA polymerase II.
GAUGUGGUCAGCGACGGGAGCGGGGAGGGUGUCACGUGAUCGGGUUGCCUACGCGCAGUGGGGCCGGGUGCAGAUGGCGGACGCCGAGGCUGACGCGGCCCUGCCGCCGGAGAUGCAGCGGCUGGCCGCUGGCCUCCGCUCCCGGCUGUGGCAGUUGCAGGCGGAGCUGCGCGAGCAGGGGGCGGCCGAGGCGGCCUCUUCCAGCGCCUACUGCCGAGGGUUCUGUCAGACCUUGCUACAAUAUGCUGGCAAUCAGGGUACUUCGGAGCAAGUUUUGCCUUUUUUGGAAGUAUAUCGAAUUGCCAUUCAGAGUUUUGCCAGUGCCCGAUCUUACUUGACUACAGAAUGUGAAGACGUUCUUCUGGUACUUGGCAGGCUAGUAUUGAGCUGUUUUGAACAACUGCUGUCUGUGCCUGAAAGUGAAGAGCUCUCUGAACCAUUUUUAAGAUUGUGUCAGUCCAUACAGGACUCCCAUAAUGCUUUACUUGAGUUUGGAGACAAUAGCCUUGAAAUUCUAGCUGAUAUCUCAAAAGAAGGUGUAUGGAAGAAUCCAGUUCUUUUAAAGAUCCUUUCACAGCAGUCAGUGGAAGCAGAAGAAAUGAAUCAGUUGAUUAAACGGGAAGGACAGGCAUUUCUGCAAAUGAGAGUAAAACAUUUGAUGAAGACAAACCGCCUUCCUCAAGCUGCUUCCUUGUCCAAAUUAUGUAAAGAAUCUCCAGAAAUUCCAGAUGUCUCUCCUUUUCUUCAGUCCUAUAUCACAUGCUUGUGCUCCAUGCUUCCAAAUGAAGAGUCCAUCAAAGAGAUUUCAAAAGUGGACUGCAAAGAGGUCCUAGAUAUGAUAUGCAAUUUGGAAGCUGAAGGCCAAGACAGCACUGCUUUUAUUCUCUGUACAACAUAUUUCACUCAGCAGCUUCAAACAGCAAGCGUAUACUGCUCUUGGGAACUAACUCUGUUUUGGAGUAAAUUACAAAGAAGAAUUGACCCAUCCUUAGAUUCCUUUCUCGAGCGAUGUCGGCAAUUUGGCAUCAUUGCGAGAACAUUGCAACACUUGUUCUUCCUCAUAAGAGUCAUACAGGCUGAAGCAGAAGAAGCUGGCCUUGCUGUAUCCAUCUUGCUGUGUGUGAGAGCUCUGCAGCUCCGGUCCAACGAAAAGGACGAUAUGAAGAGCUCUGUUUGCAAAACAAUUGCAUGUUUGCUGCCAGAAGACCUUGAGGUCAGAAGGGCCUGCCAGCUUACCGAAUACUUACUGGAGCCAAGUGAGGAAGGAUACAGUCUACUAGAAGAACUGCAUGUACAACCAGAUCAGAAAUUUGAUGAAGAAAAUGCCCCAGUUCCGAACUCACUCCGUUGUGAGCUCCUGUUAGCCCUGAAGGCAUACUGGCCCUUCGAUCCAGAAUUUUGGGACUGGAAAACGUUAAAGCGGCAUUGCCUCAAAUUGUUGGGGAAAGAAGUGUCCGAGUCAGAGGACGACCUGAGUGGCAAUGAGAUGUUGUCACUCAACGAAACUGAGCUGUUAGAUAGUCUCCCCAGCGACUGCGAAGAAAGUAGGGAAGAGAAUAAUUUCGAAAAUCGUUAUUUAAAUCGGCCCAAAGAGAGAGUAAGAGUCAAAAAGCCGAUUGGCUCCUCGGAGAGAUACCAGAGAUGGCUUCAGUACAAAUUCUUUUGCGUCAUUUGCAAACGGGAGUGUAUCGAAGCUCGAAUCCUCCACCAUUCUAAGAUGCACAUGGAAGACGGCAUUUUUACAUGCCCGGUAUGUACCAAAAAGUUUAAGCGGAAGGACAUCUUUGUGACCCACGUGAUGGAGCAUGUGAAAAUGCCACCCAGUAGAAAAUGCCGGGCAGAGAAGAAGUUGCUGUUGAAGAAACGGAAGCUGGCCCAGAGCAACCUCUCCAGGAUCGCUUCUGCAGCCCUUGAAGGAAACCACCCUCUCAAAAUUAUCCAUUGCGAAAAACCCAGAAGUGACCUACAGGACUAUGUAACAUUUAGCAAGCUGGAAAAUUGUCACCUGCAAGACCGAGACCUGUACCCUUGCCCAGGCACGGAUUGCUCCAGGGUGUUCAAGCAGUUCAAGUACUUAAGUGUUCACCUAAAAGCUGAACACCAAAACAACGACGAGAACGCAAUGCACUACUUAGACAUGAAAAACCGGCGUGAGAAGUGCUCCUACUGCCGGCGGCAUUUCAUGUCUGCCUUCCACCUGCAGGAGCAUGAGCACGUGCACAGCGGCCCCUUGCCUUACAUGUGUGUCUCCGUGGGCUGUUACGCUCGGUUUGGCUCCGUGAACGAGUUGCUACAUCACAAGCAGCAGCAUGACGAUCUGCGUUACAAGUGCGAACUGAACGGCUGCAACAUCGUUUUCAGCGACCUGGGGCAGCUGUACCAUCACGAAGCCCAGCAUUUCCGGGACGCUUCUUAUACCUGUAAUUUCCACGGCUGUAAGAAGUUCUACUAUUCCAAAACCGAAUUAACCAACCACCUCUCCGUGCACAUGUCGAACGGUGAAAUGAAGGCGGCGCCCAUUAAGCAGGAAGGUAGCGUUUCUCAGGACGGGCUCGCCUGCCAUUUGGAUUCGGAGGCGUUAAAAAACAAAGAACCUCCUGAGCAGCAAGAAAAUCUUAAUUUGCCUUCCGGAUCGACCAAGAGAGAAGAAAUGCUGGCCGUGAAACAAGAGCCCCUUUCUGACGGAGAAGAGGGUGGCCAAAAUAACGGCAGCGUGGAAAGUCACGCUUCAUCCGUGGCCAAUGAAAAUCAGAUGAUCUCAGUGACUGAUGUCGUGGAUCAGGGCCAGGCCUUUUCGGGAGCUGUGCUACCUCAGGAGAAAGCCUGCCUUCCCUCCAAUUUGAAAGAGCGCUACUCUAACGUGGCUGUCUACUUCGAUGGGAAAAAGUUCACCUGCGGUUUUGAAGGCUGCGGAUCGACCUACAAGAACUCAAAGGGGAUGCAGAAGCAUCUACGAAGGGCGCAUCCCUACCAUUUCAAACCAAGAAGGAAAGAUAAAGAUACCGGUCAGCUGGAAAGCCCUGUGGGAGAGAUUAGCUCAGACUCUCAGGACAUUGGAGAUUUUAGUGAUGUCUGUAAAAGCAGGAACUAUUUUAAGGAAGAACUGUGCCCUUCUUCCCCAGAAAGCUCCUUCUACGUACAUUCAAAAAUGUCAAAUACCGAAGACAGCAUGUUCGAACUUCUCCUGGGCUUGAAGCACUUAAGUUUAAAGAACUCCAGCAGUCACUCUUCUCCCAGAUUCUUGCAGUCCUAUUCCUCCAAGUGCCCCAACUCUGAAGACGAAUCUACCUCUGACCACUUCCCCGAAGAACAGCGAGGCAAGCUCCCCACCCAAUAUCUCACCCAGUUGGCUGCCAAGCCCUUUUUCUGCGAGCGUCAAGGCUGCACGUGUCAAUUUGUCACCAGAGAGGCAUUGCUGACCCAUUAUGUUAGGAAACAUAAUUAUUCAAAAGAGAUGGUGCUUCAGCUCAACAUGUUCCGACAUCGCUAUUCACCUUUCAAGUGUCAUAUUUGCCAAAGAUCCUUUACAAGAAAAACGCAUCUUAGGGUGCAUUACAGGAACAAGCAUAAGCUUGGCAACAUGACAGCUGCCCAGAAACUGUUUGCAAACGAAAGCUUUGAGGAUAUGAACGAAUGUGCUGAGGAUCGGCUGAACAGCACAGAAGAUUCAAUGUCGGCGUUCUAUACCAGCACGGAUGGAGAACUUGACCACAAAACGAAGCUUGCUAUAGAUCCACACCAUCCUUCCAAAACGGAGGACUUCAGUUCCGAAACCGACUUGGAAUCGAGCGAAGAGGCGGAAAGCUGCAUCCCUGGAAAGCAGGCUAAGUUGUCGUCGCUGGACGGCCACCGAAAAGAACUGGAAGCCAACGAAGGGAGGGGAAGUAAAAGGACCGUUGCCAAAGGAAACCUAUGCUACAUCUUGCAUAAGUACCACAAGCCGUUCCACUGCAUCCACCGGAAUUGCAAUUCUGCAUUCACCAAUCAGAAAGGGCUGAUCCGCCACUACAGGACUGUGCACAGGUAUAACAAAGAGCAGCUCUGCCUUGAGAAAGACAAAGAAAGAACCAAGAGGGAAUUUGCCAAAUGUAAAAAACUGUUUGUUUGCAAACACAAGGCCUGCAGCAAGCGUUUCCUGUGUUCUAAAUCGCUCGCCAAGCAUUGCAUGGACUCCCACACCUUUGAUCACGAAGACGAUUCCAAAGUGCUUUCUGAAACCGUGCGGUUCCCUUGUCAUCAUCCUCACUGCCCGGCUGCAUUUUAUUCUUUCCACAAGUUAAAGCACCACCUGAUGGAAGAGCACGAAAAGGAGGAGGACCUGAACAAAGGCAUUGAGAUCCAUUGUGACCUGAAUGGCUGUAACCGAGUGUUCACAACUUACAGCAGCUAUUCCCAGCACGUGUAUUUUCGGCACAGCGAUUACGACGGUGUCUUGCGAGGAACCAAAGAAAAGGGGGGCCACCUUGAAGACGACGAGGAGCAACGGUGCUUAAAGUAUCGGUGCCUCAGGCAGGAUGGGAGUGAGAAGAAGAGGCAGAACAGUGAAAGGGGCGGUGGCGGCCGAAAUAAAGGAAAGCAAUUAUACGCCUUCAGAACAAGGUUGGAAGCUCUGCAGAUGUGCAGAGACAAUUGCAACCAAACGCAGUAUCCUUGCAUGGUUCGGGGAUGUCCCUCUGUGGUCAAACUGGAGAGCAGCAUCGUGAGGCACUAUAAGCGCACCCAUCAGAUGGCGGGUGCCUAUAUCGAGCAGCAGUACGACGAGCUUGUCCUAUGUGUCGACUGUGGCACGGCACUGAAUGACCUCUGCCUGGAAGCAAAUUCGGAGCCAGAGGGCGACUCCGACUUUAAACCAGAUGUCACGGGGCACUCUGCCGACGAGCACAAAAGGGAAAGGCAUCUUCCGAACUCCAGUUGUGACGAGAAGGGCAGCCAGCUGAGUCGGUAUUCUGAAGGGGAGGAAUCCCAGGAGGCGGAUGUCCUUGUGUAUUCAGGCACUUUAAAACAUAUCCAUCAUCCCAAAACCAGGUGUUCAGAAGAUUGUAACCGAGUGGGGUCAUCUCAACAGUCUGAGGCCGGGAAUAUCCUGAGAAAUCAUGGACAAGAGAACGCCUCUUACUGUGCGAAAUCGCACCUGCCGUUAUCUAGAGACAAAGAUUCUAGUGACUGGCAGUCCUCCUCGCAGGAGGCGACAAAAAAGCUUCCCUUCUCUGCUCCUAAAGAGAAAGUCCAGAAGCCCUUUGAUCUGAAGUCUUUCAAGCCCAUGGGCUUUGAGUCUUCAUUUUUAAAGUUCAUUCAGGAAAGCCAGGAGCGAGAAGAGGAGGAGGAGGAGGAGGAAGAAGAGGAUGAUGUUGAUGACGACGACAACCUCCUCGACAAUGAGUGGGAGCCGGUUGGACCCUAUAGAAUGGGUGGUGUGAUAGAGAAGGCUAAAGACUCCAAACGGGAUGUGUCGCAGGGCAGGGGCUUGUACGCGAAUGUCCCCCCUGCAGCCAUGUCCAAGAAAAACAGUGGCGCCAAAGCUCAUGGGCAGCUGAGAGGAAUGCAGCCCCUCUUAUCCCCGGACUCCCCACCCCUCCCUUCUCUGGAGAACCUGAGGGCCAUUUUGGGCAAGGCGUUAACAGGCUGUGGGGACCACGCCUUAAAACAACUUCAUUACUUGCGGCCAGUUGUUGUUCUCGAAAGGUCUAAAUUUUCCCCCUCCCUCAUAGACUUUUUUCCGACAAAAAAAACAGAUCACCUUUGUGUGGGAAGUUCAUAAAUAGUUGUGUUUAUUUAAAAAAAAAAAAAGGAAGGAAGGAAGGAAGAAGGAUGAAAGAAGAGACUUUUGGGGAAAUGCUAAAUCUGAUUCCGUGCACAUGUUGUUGAGGUUAGAUUAGACUGUUCAGUUCCAUGAAUGUAUGACAUCUGUCUACAGUAUUGGCUAAUGUAGCUCCCCGGCUAAAUUAAAAGAGAGAGAGAGAGAGAGAACUGAUAUUUUGGUGCUAAUUAACAGAAUAUCAAAGGUGGGGGGCGCUUCCUCUCGCAGACUAAAAUGUGCAUGAUUGUAUAUGGAACAAAUACUUGGGGGUACCAAGGUGGGGCGGGAGCGGGCGGGGA